UCGAUACCCUUUCACCCCAGAGGGGCCCCAGCAGGAUGUGCACACUCAGCUCUUUUCCAGCCCUGGCUAUUUAAAGCUGGACAGCACUGUGAGCCCUCUCCUCCCCCUGCACUGCGAGCCCUUGGACUUUCUCCCACAGCCAUGAGCUCAGGCACAGCUCCCAUCUUCACGGAGGGUGAGGACUGCAAGGCUGCAUGGCGGGAGGCUACAGCUGCCUACAAUGCCCCCGACACCCACCUGGAGAUCCUGGGGAAGCCGGUGAUGGAACGCUGGGAGACCCCCUACAUGCAUUCACUGGCAACCGUGGCUGCCUCCAGGGGUGGCCGUGUGCUGGAGGUGGGCUUUGGCAUGGCCAUUGCUGCCACCAAAGUGCAGGAGUUCAACAUUGAGGAGCACUGGAUCGUGGAGUGCAACGACGGCGUGUUCCAGCGGCUGGAGGAGUGGGCAAGGGUGCAGCCACACAAGGUGGUGCCACUGAAGGGGCUGUGGGAGGACGUGGUGCCAACGCUGCCGGAUGGGCACUUCUCUGGAAUCCUAUAUGACACGUACCCGCUGUCUGCACAGACCUGGCACACGCACCAGUUUGCCUUCAUCAAGGACCAUGCCUUCCGCCUGCUGCGGCCCGGGGGGGUCCUCACCUACUGCAACCUCACCUCGUGGGGGGAGCUGCUGAAGGGCAAGUACAGCGACAUAGAGAAGAUGUUUGAGGAGACUCAGGUGGCACAGCUGCUGGAGGCCGGCUUCAGGAGGGAGAACAUCAGCACAGCAGUGAUGGAGUUGGUGCCCCCCCGGGAGUGCCGCUACUACUCCUUCCCUCGGAUGAUCACCCCCCGCGUGGUGAAGCACUGAACAAAAAGGUUCCUGUGGCUGCAAACCCACAGCGCAGCGUUGACCCAAAGGGGCUCACGCCGUCCUUUACUCUAAAAACAAUUGUUUGU
Messenger RNA from Lagopus leucura (white-tailed ptarmigan), 938 nucleotides. It is a transcript of the gene GAMT, whose product is annotated as guanidinoacetate N-methyltransferase. Gene Ontology annotation, biological process: creatine biosynthetic process. Gene Ontology annotation, molecular function: guanidinoacetate N-methyltransferase activity. Lineage: Eukaryota; Metazoa; Chordata; Aves; Galliformes; Phasianidae. Gene Ontology annotation, cellular component: nucleus; cytoplasm. The record is from RefSeq and is a predicted model, not a curated record.